AUGUCCUCGCUGCCGCAGACCCAGACGUACCACGGCAACUGCCACUGCGGCAGAGUCAGGUUCACCGCGACCCUCGCCGAUAUCCGCUCCUCUAAGAUCGUUCGUUGUAACUGCUCCAUCUGCACCAAGAACGGCUACCUCCUGGUAUAUCCUAAGCGCAAAGACGUCGUUUUCAGCUCUGGCGAAGACGACCUCUCGGCGUACCGCUUCGGGAACCAGAAGAAACCGCAUAAGUUUUGCCGCGUCUGCGGGACGAGCAUCCUUAUUGAUUUCUCGGAAGCGGAUCGGGAGAUUGAGAGGGAAGUCACUGCCGUCAACAUCCGGACAUUCGUGGGAAUUGAAGAUCUCAUGGGGGAAUUAGAGUUCCGAGACGUGGACGGCAAGAACAAGCUGGGACCGCCUUACAAGAUAGGAGAAUAA
Molecule: messenger RNA, 420 nt
Organism: Lasiodiplodia theobromae
Lineage: Eukaryota; Fungi; Ascomycota; Dothideomycetes; Botryosphaeriales; Botryosphaeriaceae
Product: Glutathione-dependent formaldehyde-activating enzyme
Exons: 2
Coding region: 1-420 (139 amino acids)
Molecular function (GO): carbon-sulfur lyase activity
Source: RefSeq, a predicted model, not a curated record